CUUGAUUUUUACAGAUGUCAACGCAUUGUUUGAUCUACGACGACCUAAUCCAUCGAUUGCGGGUACUUUAUCUGAGCGUUAUCGUUAUGAGCGGCAUGAACAUGGAACAGACAUGACCAGGAGUCUUGGUUUUCUUUUCUUUCCUUUUUCUUUACUCUGUUUUCUUUCUGCUAUUAAUUUCCCUUCUUCUAUUUGGUGAUUUUCUUUUUGCAUGAGCGAUUGCAUAAUCUUGGUUGAAUUCUCAAGUGUCGAGUUUAGUUCUGUUUUUGGUUUCGGGUUUUUUAUUACAUGGAUGAUUGUACUAAAGAUACGACUUAGAGUUGGGGCGGCUGCACGCCUGAGCGAGCCGGACUCGCUCGGUGGCAGCCGCGAAGAAAGCCUUGGAGUUUUUGUGGGUCGUGGGGGACAUUUUUCUGGAUGGAUAGACUAUGGUGCUCUUUUUUCUUCCCGCGCGAUCAAUUUCCACUAUUGUUCUAUGGUUUCUAUUAUGCGAUCUCUUGUUUCACCCACCUGUUAGACUAGAUUUCGGUUUUGAGUGCAUCAAUGUAUAAGCAAUGUUUA
Molecule: messenger RNA, 561 nt
Organism: Aspergillus piperis CBS 112811
Lineage: Eukaryota; Fungi; Ascomycota; Eurotiomycetes; Eurotiales; Aspergillaceae
Exons: 1
Coding region: 212-517 (101 amino acids)
Source: RefSeq, a predicted model, not a curated record